AUGCAAGAGAGCCAUUGUCUUGAGCGGAACCUACUUCGAUGGAUUGUUCAGGAUAAGCAAGCUUUUACUAUCCUAGAAUCUGAGGCUUUCCAGCAAGUCUUUGAAGAUAUCCUAGGGGUUUCUUUGCCAUUUACCUCUCGAGCUACUGUAGUUCAACGACUACAGGAUCAAUUCGAAAUUCAACGAUUAGGAUUGAAGGACAGCUUGGCUAAUACAUGCAAAACAAUUGCAUUCUCCAUUGAUUGGAGGAGCCAAAACCACUACCCUAUUCUUGGUAUUAUAGGCCACUGGCUCAGAGAGGAUUUCUACUAUCGUGAGGAGGUUCUUGAAUUCGGCCAAAUCUUUGGACCUCAUAUAGGGGAGAAUAUUGCUGCCACGGUCUAUCAAACCUUGGUAGAAUCAGAUCUCAUAUCAAAAUUGACUACAAUCACUGGGGAUAAUGCCUCAAAUAUUCAAGAGAUGGUUUCUAAGCUUCAUUUUACUUUGGAAGAGAUAUCUUUGCAACUAAUUCGAUUCCGUGGAGUUGAUAGCUAUAUUCGCUGUCUAGCUCAUAUCCUGAACUUGAUUGUUAAAGCUAUCCUUCGAUCCUUGAAAUCUGGAAGUGUUUUAGAAGCUAAUGAGAUUUAUGAGAAUCUACAAUUGAGGAAUUCUCAAUCAGGGAAUUCUCUAUCGAUCUCCUCCAAUCAGCAUUGUCUAGGCUCCAGAUUCUCGCUAUUUGGAUUUCUCGCAGUCCUCAACGGAGACAGGAAUGGAAUUUGA
Penicillium riverlandense is the source of this 759-nucleotide messenger RNA. RefSeq lists its product as uncharacterized. Lineage: Eukaryota; Fungi; Ascomycota; Eurotiomycetes; Eurotiales; Aspergillaceae. Bases 1 to 759 code for a protein of 252 amino acids. The transcript is spliced from 3 exons. The record is from RefSeq and is a predicted model, not a curated record.